AGUAUAUGCCUGGAGAUGUUUUGUUUUGUUUUGCCUGCUAUAGCAACCAUAGCAUAUAAAAUAUAGCAUAAGGGGUCUAACCCCGCACACGGACCGCAGAGUCUUCCCGAUCAACGAGUGCCUAGUAUUCCCGCACUAAGACCGCACCGCUGACACCAUGAAGCUCCUUGCUGUUGUCAUCUACAUCAGCUUUGGUGUGCUAAUACCGCAUGUCAGCGCAACUUGUGACGGCUGUAAAACUACAUGGGAUGCCUCUGGCAAGGCAUGCAGUGACGACGACACCUAUAUAUCGUGUCUGUUGAACGCAGCGAGUAGCGACGCAGGAUGUGAUACUCGACACACUAAGAUGGCGGAGGCGAAGACUCACCGUGACGGAAUCAUGCCGCCUGUUGCAUGCACUGCGUUGACUACUACGUGUGGUUGUCAAGUGACUUACCAUUCUACUGAUCUUACCUCUGGUGCUUGCACAACUGCUACAAAUGCAAUAAAGUGUCUGGUUGCCGCUACAGACGAUGGAUGUAUUGGUGCUACUACGACAGCCAGAAAGGACAUUGUUGCAGCUUUUAACACUAUUGUCACCAACACAGCUUCAUGUGAGCUGACGGACACGUGCAAAUGUCAGACAGCCUACGCUAUGGCAGAUGUUGCUGCAGCCGAAAACAAAUGCACAAAACUGAAGGAAGAAAUGAAUUGCCUGAUGUCGGCAAAUGGCGUGGCGUGUGACGGUUCGACAAAGAAAUCUGCAGUAGCGACUGCACAAGACGCCUUCAUCGUCGACGCCGUUGCCAACUGCAAAACAGACCUAACGGAGACAUGCAAAUGUCAGAUAGCCUACGCCAAGGUAGAUGUGACUGCAGCUACAGACAAAUGCACAGGAGCUAAAGAUGCAAUCAAGUGUUUGGUUGCCGCUACAGAUGUUGGAUGCACUGCUUCUACAGCCAGAAAGGACAUUGUUGCAGCUAUUAACACUAUUGUCACCGAGACCGCUUCAUGUGAUCUGACGGAUACGUGUAAAUGCGAGACAGCCUACGCCAUGGCAGAUGUGACUGCAGCCGCAGACAAAUGCACGGCCGCCAAGACAGCUACAACCUGCUUGGAAGCCAUCAAGUCAGCCGAAGAAAAGGCUUGUGAUGGAUCAACUUUGACGAAAACGUAUCUGAAUGAAACCAUCACUCCCAUAGUGACAGAAGCGUGUAGCAGUGGAACCGUGGUGCUGCUCAGUGUCUGGGUCGCUGCUGCAUGUGUUCUCUCAGGGAUGAUUCAACAGUGAUAACCAGUGACACCACACGCUGUCACUCUUUCAGUGUUAUUUUGUUCUUCACUAACCAGACAUUAUAUAAACUCUGCUGAACAUUUCUAUAAACAAUAUAUAAGAAAACAACGAUCCACUGUUUAUGAUUAAAGUAAUGCAAACAUUAUAACGAACGAUUUACGUGGUGUUAAAAUAGAUCACUAAAGUGAAAUAGUUUGCAGGAUAAAUUUGUUUAUAAAUAGAGUUCACACUCUGUGUAUAAUUUAAACUAGAAUCUGAUAGGCUACGAUGUUUGAUACUAUUUUGUGCUGGUUAAAUUUCUUAAUGCAUAAUUACAAAGAUUUGUAAGCAUGAUAUGCAGAUAUAUCUAUGAGCUGUAAUUAUUCCUAAUGUUUAAUCAAUUCAAUGUCCAGAGAAAAGGUUAUCUCAGGCCCAUAGAAGGUGGUGUUUGAAAGUUAGCCUUCCUGAUGUGCCACUCCUACGUUUUGAUGAUCGAAAACACUUACUAGUAUUUCAAAUUAUGGUGAAAAUACACACACUCAUCUACAAUUCAAACAUUUAAGUAAAUUAUAACCAUCCAUUAUAUACAUUAGUCAGAAAUUUUAAUUAUUGAACAGUGUCUUUUUUCGCUAAGUAAUAUUUAUAUUUAAAGAAAAAAGAAAAAAAGGUGUAUUUCCAUCAUUAGGAAUUUUAAAUCCCACAUUUAUUUGUUCAUGACACCACACUCUCUCAUCGGAUUUGAACAUGUAUGCUGCCCAUGACUGUUAAAAUAGUAUAAUAACAUGACUGGAAGACUCUGAUUAAAACACAGUUAUUAGUAACAAUUAUAUAUGUUUUUGCCGUAUGCAACUGGUUUUAUCACGCAAAUUCCUAAAUAGUAGUGUGAGACUAGUUUUUAGUCAAAUGUAAUUAUCUCCCAUCAUAUUAUUGUAUAUUAUUAUUACAAAUAUUUUAAAUCAUGCAGGAUUUUCAUUUUCAGUAGUUAUAAUUUAUCCAUGUUUAUCUUCGGUAUGGCAAUAAGACUAAAGAGAAGUUUAAUUUCGAGAACUUUUUCUCAGUUUCUAGGACUUACAUCCAAAUUAAAAUAUAGAAAGCACAGAUUGCUUCCAUCUCCUCUAAAUGAAUGUUUAGGUUUUUUCGAUUGAUUUUGUUUUAUUGUUUUAUAUUUUCCAAGCAUAACUAAUCAUUGUGUGUGUUCAACUGUGUUCUAUCGACAGAAUAUUUUGUCAGUAUGCUGUGCUGAGUAUAUAAUAAAUGUUUGCAGUGUAUAAAAAUGCACAUUGGAUAAUUAUCAAAUCUUUUGAAACACCCAGUCUGAUAUCAGAAUUAAGAAAUGUUUCUAAUGUUUUUUCCCCCUGUAAUUGACUUUUUUUUUCUUCAGGAAUCAAACUAUAUAGCGGGAAUUUUGAGACAACAUCGAUUAUUUAAUUAUGCUAAACAAGUAACUGGACAUUUUUGUAAAGGCAAAUCAUUGUCUACUUCAUUCUUCAAUAACAUUUUUUUUUACAUUUUUGAUUGCCAAAAAAAUUUAAAAAAUAAUAAAAUAAAGGUCAUAAAAAACACACCCUAAAACUGCAACACGGUCAACGGUGAAUUCGACCACCAGUUUGGAAAUGUCUUUUGAUUGAAAUACCGUGCACAUAUUUGCAGUUAUUUGUCAAAGAUAAUUUGAUUAUAUAAUUAUUUUUUAAAAUAUCCAAUUGUGCAAAAAAACUGUCUGUAUCUAAUGAUGAUAUAUGAUCGGAAAUAAAGAUACAUUCAGACCAAA
This is a messenger RNA of Gigantopelta aegis, 3020 nucleotides long. RefSeq lists its product as uncharacterized. NCBI's taxonomy places the organism in Eukaryota, Metazoa, Mollusca, Gastropoda, Neomphalida, Peltospiridae. The transcript is spliced from 12 exons. The record is from RefSeq and is a predicted model, not a curated record. Bases 158 to 1270 code for a protein of 370 amino acids.